CUGGUGGAAAAGCACCAUGCUACAUGCACAUUGUAAAACCCACCGGUUGUAUGACAUCUGUUGCACCAACUGUCAGAACAUAAAAUGCCAGGGGGUUUACAGAAUUGCUGAACCCUGUCACCCUUUUGUUGAACACCAACCAUCUUGCCGCUAACACAACACUUAUUUAUUUCUGAAUGUUUUGGAUUAGAUUCAACUGUAUUGACAUUGAACAGUACCAGUGCAAAUAGAAGAAAGAAAAAUUACAAGUAUUUAGAUGUAUUAAGUAUAUGUGCAUUACAUGUGCAAUGUGUUGGAUACCAUUCCGUUCAUUCCUUUUUAGUCUUUACAAUGAGCCGGUCCUAUAGCUCCUGGCAGCUGUCAACCCUGAUGUACAGUGGACUCCAGCCCUGUUGGUGGAAGUAACCAGCGCAAACCCGAAAAAGACGAGGAGUUUACUACUCAGAUUGUAGUUCAUAACAACUGUAUAGAAUGUAUGUUACAUGCAAGGAAGUUAGGUUGAUAACUCUACUGGAGGGUAUUUUACUGUAACAUCAGUGAGGUAAACCUAAUCUUAACAACCAGGUGAACUUUACCACAGGUUCCAAAGUCCAAACGUGCUACACUCCAACUCCAUGUCGUUUUGUUUCAGUAUCUUGCCAAUAUUAAUUUACCCCAAACUAUUACUGUUAUGGAGAGGCUCACAGAAGACCUAGUUAAAUACAAGGAUUAUGUAUUUGCAAAGGAUUUCACCACAGCUGAGUAUAUUGACUCUCUGCAGACCUUUGAGAUCAGGGAAAGUGACAUAUUUUUUGUCACUUAUCCAAAGUCAGGAACUAUCUGGGCACAGCAGAUCAUCACCUCUAUCUGUGAAUAAGACAUAGGUGAUGUCUACCACAACAACUUGGAGACGAUGCCAUGGCUGGAGUAUACAGAAAAACGCCCUGACUACUCCUUGCGCCCCGACCCGCGGCUGUUUGCCUCCCACCUCACCCCUGCACUCAUGCCCCCAGGCCUGAAAAUCAGGAAGACAAAGAUAGGGUGGAGAACCUGAAGCUGGGAGACCAGGGUCUCUUUUACAACAGAGCCCAGUCUUACAAAAAAAACACAAAUAAAAUGGAAAAUAAACAUCCAUUAAGAUAAACAAUCAAAAUAGACAAAUGACUUACAGGCACAAUAACAUUUUACUUUUGAUCAACCUGAAUGGAAUUUCAUGUUUUACCCAAUUCCAAUUCUGAAUAGGCCUGCAGUAACUAUCCAGUCCUGAGAGUGUUUGGCAAACUGCUGCUUUUACAGCUAAUUAACUAUGUUAAAUAUUCAGGAAGGUUUUGGCAUCAAUGCCUUUUACAAAACAUCAACCAAAAUCUGUCCCUUCUAGAUUGUAGUAACCCUGAGGCAUGUAACAGUGAUGAGUGCGAACAUUUGCACCAGUGAUAAAAUGCAAGGCCGAAUGAGAGACUGUAUCCAGAGAUUUCAGUACAGAACCUGAGGUUUGCCUUAAUAGUAUAUCAGCAUAAUCUAGGACAUAAAAUCCCAUUUCCAAAAAAUUUUGAAUGCUGUGUAAAAUGUAAAUAUAAACAGAAUACAACAGCAAAUGGCACCAUAUUCCCUAGAGGGUGCACUGGCUGUGGCUUGGGCCCAAAUGUCUGUAAAUGUACAGUUUUCCUGUUCUUCUUUGUCAGAUCAUUUACGUGAUGCGUAAUCCAAAGGACAAUGUGGUCUCCUACUAUCACUGGUGUUUUAACUGGGCCGCGUUUAAGAACCCAAAAAGCUUUGAAGACUUCCUGGAUCAGUGGUUAGCAGGGAAUGUUGGUGGUGCGUCCUGGUUCAACCACAUCAAAGACUGGCAUGGCAAGAGAGACCAGUACAACAUCCUGUUCCUGACCUAUGAGGACAUGAUCCUGGAUCUGAAGACAGCUGUGAUGAAGAUCUGCUGUUUUCUAGAGAAAGACCUGAAUGAAGCAGAUAUCAACAAGAUAGUAGAAAGGGCCAGCUUUAAGAACAUGAAGCAUGACCCCAAGGCCAACUAUGAGUUCUUACCGGAGGACAUACUGAAAAAGGGCCAGUUCCUACGCAAAGGUAAAGUUGGGGACUGGAAGAACAUGUUCACCGUGGCCCAGAAUGAGAGUUUUGACCAGAUCUUUGAGGAGCAGAUGAAGGAUGUACCUCUGAAAUUCAUCUGGGACAUAGAUCAGCCAUCAUACUGAUUGGAGUCUCAACUAGCUGGCUUCCUGUUCCACGCAUUCAGGAGAUUCUGAAUAACAGUA
Esox lucius (northern pike) is the source of this 2246-nucleotide messenger RNA. Its product is annotated as amine sulfotransferase-like. Gene Ontology annotation, biological process: sulfation. The transcript is spliced from 5 exons. Gene Ontology annotation, cellular component: cytoplasm. Lineage: Eukaryota; Metazoa; Chordata; Actinopteri; Esociformes; Esocidae. Gene Ontology annotation, molecular function: sulfotransferase activity. The coding region runs from base 1632 to 2186 and encodes 184 amino acids. The record is from RefSeq and is a predicted model, not a curated record.